Baudoinia panamericana UAMH 10762 is the source of this 1146-nucleotide messenger RNA. RefSeq lists its product as uncharacterized. Gene Ontology annotation, molecular function: protein binding. The annotation marks the transcript as partial. The transcript has a single exon. The record is from RefSeq and is a predicted model, not a curated record. Lineage: Eukaryota; Fungi; Ascomycota; Dothideomycetes; Mycosphaerellales; Teratosphaeriaceae.
CUCUACUCUGCGCUGAUUCUUAGCAACGUCGACGCGAGCGAGGGUGCAGCGUGGCGAGUGACAGAAUACCUCGAGGAGAUGCGAGAAGCAGGUUUACAGCCGGACGUCGGUAUAUGCCAUGCUGCUUUGAAGGUGUUGAGCGUGCACCCAGAUCAUCUCCUACGUGCUGAUGUUUUGGAAUACAUGCGGGCUCGUUGGCUGUCUCUUAGCGAGGAAGGCGCGCACGACGUGGCUGCCGGUCUUCUCCGCGAAAGCUUGUUCGAACAAGCCAUGCAACGCAUAGACGGCAUGCAAAGGAGCGGUAUACACGUACAGCCUUGGCUGCUUGACAUGACUGUCCACGUGCUGUGCAUGGCUGGCGAGAUCGAAGAAGCGUACCGUGUGAUGCGACAACGCCAUGAGGCCGGCGAACCUGUACUCAGCAAGAACGUAUGGUACGCAUUGUUGGACGCUGGUAGUUCGUAUCGGCACGCUGCCAGCACGGCGCUUGUGUGGAAUACGCAGGUCAACUCCGGAUACAUCAAUCCGUCAUCAGGCAUCUGUCUCAACGUGCUUACCACAGCGUCACGGGCCGGCGACGCCAUCCUUGCAACCGAUGUCUUCACGCACCUUUCCAAGCGCGGCACAGCCUUCACCACCAUACAUUACCAGCUGCUCAUCGACUGCUACCUCGCCGCUUCGCCGCCGGAUCUGACCCGUGCGCUCAGCAUCCUCAGCAUUAUGGAGCUCGAGAAAGGCGCCUCGCCAACGCCGGACGUGACUCGGUCCCUAUAUGUCUACCUACGCGAAAAUCCCGAGCUUGUUAAAGAGGCCUUCAAGAUCCUCCGGGACCUGCACGAGCAAGGCCGCAAAAUACCAAUCGCGGCGCUCAACUUACUCAUCGAAUGCUACGCUCAGCAGCACAACCUGACGGAAUCGCUGAAUGUGUACAAAUUGAUCCACACCUUCUUACCAGCCGAGGGCGGCGGAACUCGGAAGACGCUCGCGAACGUUGACACCUUCAAUCUCCUCCUCCGUAGCUGUCGUCUCGCGGACCCGCCUGACGAGAAUCUGGCUAGCUUCCUGGUCUCCGAGCUCCUCGCUCUGCGCAUCAGACCUACCGCGCUGACAUACGAUCGCUUAAUCCUCGUCUUCGUCCAAGCAGGC